Messenger RNA from Dunckerocampus dactyliophorus (ringed pipefish), 1131 nucleotides. Its product is annotated as arrestin domain-containing protein 3-like. The transcript has 6 exons. Gene Ontology annotation, cellular component: plasma membrane; cytoplasm. The record is from RefSeq and is a predicted model, not a curated record. Gene Ontology annotation, biological process: protein transport. Lineage: Eukaryota; Metazoa; Chordata; Actinopteri; Syngnathiformes; Syngnathidae. Bases 50 to 1069 code for a protein of 339 amino acids.
CAGUUUCUUUCUAAAUGUUAGCUUAAAAUUCUGUAUUUCUUUGUGGAACAUGACCAUCAGUCACUUUUCAAUUGAAUACGAUGCCAUCAAUCAUCAGAACACCUUCACAAAUGGAGAUACCAUCAAAGGAAGAAUCAUUGUGGUGGCGUCAAAGGAAACUAAAAUCCAAACACUGACUUUGAUUGCAAAAGGAAAAGGAGAGGCCCAUUCUUCUGAUGAAGACAGCACCUUCAGUGUUAAUGAGAAAUAUUACACCAUUAGACAGGAGAUCUUGGGAGAAGCAAGACAAGAUGCAGGCUUCCAUGAAGCCAGAGUGGGAUCAAUUGCUCAAGGAAGAAACGUAUUUCCGUUUUCCUUCAAGAUUCCCGACAGAGAUAUGCCGUCAUCGAUCAAAUCCAGUUUAUGUAGAAUUGUUCAUAAGCUGAAGGCAGAGCUUAAGCAAUCAAUGAAGUUGCCGAAAAAAGCUGACACAUACUUCACAUUUGUCUCCAAACCAGCUGUGGCCAUACCCGGCCUUAUGACACCUCAACAUGGUUGCAAGCAGACUAGUAUCAACCUUGGCUCAGGAACAGUUUCCAUGGACGUCCACACUGACAAAAUGGGAUACAAGCAAGGAGAGGCUCUCCAUAUCCGAAUUGAAAUUCUCAAUCAGUCAACUCGUUUAGUGACACCAACAGUGAUGUUCUUUCGGAAGGAGACGUCCUUUGGAAAUGGUUACCAAAGUAUAGCUGAAAAAAAGCUCCUUCAAAUGGAGGCCCAGCCUGUGGCCUCUGGUAGGACAGAGACCGUCAUCAAGAGGAUCCCUAUCCCCAGAAGACUACCACCGUCCGUGCUGAACUGCUGCAUGUUCACGUUGGAGUACAAGCUCAAGGUCUAUCUGGAUAUUAAAUACAAAAUAGACCAGGGGGUCAUAAUUCCAAUAGUUGUCCUACCUGGCAUUCAAGAACAACCAACUCCUGCAGCAUGUGAAGGCGAAGCAUCAGGCAACCCCUACCGCCCAACCCGGAGCAGUACACCUCAAUCUUUGGAGCCCCCACCAUCCUAUGAAGCUUUGUACCCAUCCAAAUAAUGGUUCUGCAAUGUAAGUGGACUGUAAAGGGGAAAAAAAAACAAUAAAAACCUUUGACUAUG